Fraxinus pennsylvanica is the source of this 390-nucleotide messenger RNA. NCBI's taxonomy places the organism in Eukaryota, Viridiplantae, Streptophyta, Magnoliopsida, Lamiales, Oleaceae. The record is from the annotation of a GenBank genome assembly.
AUGAGAAUUACUCUUAUGCAUUGUGGUAAACCUUAUUGGGUUUUAGUUAGUAGACUAUUGGUACCAAGGAAGGAGCAUGCCCAAUUUUUGAGAAGGUUUACGACUCUGGUACCCCCGCUUCAUGUGGUUGAUAUAGAUAUCCCCUUAAAUAAUUUGGUUGCUGAUGUACGAAAAUUGGAGCAAGUUGUAUUGGGGAGAGUUUCAUUUGAGUUUAAGAAGAACUAUUAUGAUUCGACUACAUCAAUGGGAUUCCAUGGCCAGUAUGCUUCGCCAAAAGUUCCAUUCCCAGAGGAGGAGUUUAAGGAGCUCAGAAAUGCAAUUCCAGAUGCAAAGCUCACUGGAAUCUCCAUUGGUUGCAAAGACAGAAUCAAAACUCUUUCAAAAUUUUAA